This is a messenger RNA of Desarmillaria tabescens, 1314 nucleotides long. RefSeq names its product cyclin-like protein. The coding region runs from base 1 to 1314 and encodes 437 amino acids. Lineage: Eukaryota; Fungi; Basidiomycota; Agaricomycetes; Agaricales; Physalacriaceae. Gene Ontology annotation, cellular component: cyclin-dependent protein kinase holoenzyme complex; spindle pole body; cytoplasm. Gene Ontology annotation, biological process: mitotic cell cycle phase transition; regulation of cyclin-dependent protein serine/threonine kinase activity. The transcript is spliced from 2 exons. The record is from RefSeq and is a predicted model, not a curated record. Gene Ontology annotation, molecular function: cyclin-dependent protein serine/threonine kinase regulator activity.
AUGAAGGAUCUUUCCAACAAACAUACUCGAACCUCCCUUAUCUACCCAAGGAAGCGGCCAUCUCCUCAUGGCGUGUCCAAGAAGACGCCGUUGCUCCCAGCAUAUGGUCCUUCUCGUCGCUCGCCUCGCUCAGCCAAAUCUGCUCUCAUUCUGCAGCGGCAACGUGACGUGCACACCCUCGCCCUUCGGCGAGAAGGCAUCCUAUUGGAGGACGAAUACCGCGACGAAAUAAGAGUCUAUAUGCAUGAGAUGGAGCUCUUCACCAUGUCGUCGACCCAGUCUAUGGAUCAGCAGCCCGAGAUUAGGUGGCACAUGCGGCCGUGUCUCGUCGACUUUCUCGUUGAGGUUCACUUCAGCUUCCGACUACGCCCAGAAACGCUGUAUCUCGCCCUCAAUAUUGUCGAUCGUUACGUCUCUCGGAGGAUCGUAUAUAUCAAGCAUUACCAGCUCGUCGGCUGCGCUGCUUUGUGGAUCGCUGCAAAGUUUGAAGAUGCCAAGGACCGCGUUCCUACAGUCCAGGAUCUCGUGCAGAUGUGCCAUGACGCGUAUGAAGAGUCGGCCUUUAUCCAAAUGGAGGGACACGUUUUAUCUACCAUCCAAUGGACCCUUGGCCAUCCGACGGCUGAAGCUUGGCUUCGGCUCAUGUGCUGCGGUCCUUGCCUCGAGGAAGCUAAAGUGCAGCAUGUCGCCCGUUUUCUCAUGGAGAUAACCCUUUUCUAUCGUGAAUUUGUCAGAUUUGCUCCCUCGUCUAUCGCCCUGGCUGCACUCACUCUAUCACGAUUCCUUUGCGGCAAACCUCGCCGUCUAUGGGAGGAAUCAGACGAGUGUUUGGAGGUUGUCGACUUGCUGGACACUCGUCUCGGGACGCACGUCAAUGACUUGUCGGAGACUUUGGUGAAGAAGUACUCAUAUGCUUUCUAUUCGAAAGCUGCUACGUUUGUUGUGCAGUACUAUUUAAAGGGGGGUCGCUUCGCCGGACAGACGUGUUCGCCUUUUCCUGUGACCCCGACCCGUACCGUUGCAACCUCUGCGGUCAGCACCCCCAUGAGUGCCACAACGUCGGUGUCGGACACGUCCGAUGAUUUCCCCCUUACGCCAACGACGCCCGCAGUACUAUCCAGCGAGCCCUAUAUUACGAGUGAAUCCUUCAUGGAUUACAACUCUGACAAGGAGAAUGUACCGACAACUUUUGAGCCUGUCGUUAGUAAGCACAGACCGGACAGCCCUCUGGACCAAUAUCUUCCACAUGACUUUGUGACCUGUCGACCAGUGCUGCAGAAUCGCAAUGGGUCGCCAAGAUUUGCAUUCCCAUAG